CUGACCCGGUCGGGCCGCAGGACACCGCGGGCGCCCACGGCGACGGUCCCGGGUGGCAAAUGGGCGGCUUCGGAACAGCGUCCUCCGUGGCGCCCUCCGCUCCCCCACGCUCGUGUCCGAGCCUCUUAGAAAACUCAAAGAUGCAACAGAAAAAUGUCUGAUCGGGAAGAAGAAUUUGGUGCUCAGAAUGCUGUUACUGCGUCAGAAGAAAAUGAUGAUGCUUUUGAGACUAUCACUGUUCCAGUUUCCUCGGAGGAGCUUCCAGAGUCAGGUCAAGCAGAAGGCAGUGAAUCUGAACUCACACCAUCCAGUGAAGGCCGCACAACACGUGUUAAAGAGGAAAAUGACCAGAGCUUCUUGAACGAGGAGCCAGAAGAUGAAGAACAACUCAUGGAAGAAGUUUUGUUCCCCAGACGAGUUUCAUACUCUCGAAGAAAUUCUAUAAAGCAUAAGUUCACUAAACAUGACAAUGCAGUGCAGUCAGCCAAACAGUUUUCACAUGCUGGAUCUCUGGCAUUUCUGGAUAAGAUAAAGGCGAUAAAGGAAUCUCUGAAAGCAUCGAUGAAAGAUCCUUUAGCAACAGUGAAAGUUGUACUUUUUCCUGUGGGCCAGGAAAUUAUAAUGCCUUUUAAAAUAGACACCGUUGUAAAAUACCUCAAGGAUCAUUUUUCAUACCAAUUACUUAUUCCAUCCGAUAUACUGCAGAUAAGAUAUGCAGGAAGGAUUCUUAAAAAUAAUGAGACUCUACUGCAAUAUGGAGCUAAGCCACAGGAUAUUGUACAGGUGGAAAUCUUUUCUACAGAUCCAGAUCUAUUUCCAAUCAAAAGAAUACAUGGAUUAACUGAUGCCUCUCAAAUCAUAACUGUCAAAGUACAAACUGGCAUUGCUCAGUACCAGGAGGUACCUGUUGAGAUUAUUAAAUCUGACUUUCACAAACCAUUUCUUGGUGGAUUCAGACAUAAAAUAACAGGAAUAGAAUAUCAUAAUGCUGGAACACAAACUGUACCUAAAAAGAUUCCUGAAAAAGACAAUGUAUUUUGUAGAGAUACCCAGACAGUUUUUCUGAGAAAAAAGCUCCAACAAACUACAAAUACAACAUCCACACAGAUGACUAAAAUUGGUGUGUAUGUAUCAAAUAUGACUGAUAAACUGGUGAUACCAGGAAAAUAUUUUUCAGCAGCAGAAUACCACGCUCAAAGAUUACAGGCAGUCAUAGUGUUACAGACUUACUAUAGACAGUGGCAUGCUAAAGUCAUAGUAAAGGAUUUAAAAAGACAGAAAAUGUUAAGGUUGAAGUGGGAAGCAGAGGAAGAACUAAGGAAGAAAAGAGAAAAAGAAGAAUGGAUUAAAUUGGACUAUUACCGGAGGCAUAAUCCUCAAACAAAAGAAGAUUUUGAAGUUCUCUAUAAUGCACUGGAACUCUGGAGGCAAGAAGAAUUUGCACGCAUUAACCAGUCUUUCACUGGAGCUGAAAGGAAAGCUGCUUUGUGUGAACUUCUGGAAAAAGAGACCCAGAUAAUUGCUUCCAUUGGGAGACAUAGAUAUAUUGCAAAAAUGGCAAACCGGGAAGCAUUGAUACAAACUUUUUUGGAUAAGUGUUCAGCUCCAAAGGUAUGGAGAACAUUUAGUGGCAAAAUAAUUGAGAUGGAUACACAGUUCACCGUCAGAGCCAGAGAGUUGCAAAACAUCUAUAAAUGCAUUAUGCUGAAAAAUAUCUCUCAAGAUGAAAGGCUGGAUGUACUACUAACGCUUAAACAUACUGUGAAGGAACAUGAAUGUAAACUGACUCAGGAAAUUCUAGAAUUGAUUGACAGAGAAGUUGACCUUAUGAUGAGAGGGGUCAAACAUCAUAAUCUUGAAGGACUCAGAAAAAGAAUUGCAACACUCUUUUUUCAUUAUAUCAAAACACCUCUGUUUAAUCCAGAAGUUGCAAGACAUCUUAAGGUCCCUCAAGACCCGCUGAUGUUUUCUAAGAAGGUGGACUUCUGCCGCAGCUGCCGGCUCUACCUGCCCCGCACGGAGUUCGCGGCCUCGGCCGGGCCCGGGCCUCCUCCCCACGGGCGCCCCUGUCGCCGCUGCUCUGCCCUGGACCAGGAGGCCCGGCAGCGACAGUCCUUCCUGAAGCUCAAGUGCUUACUCCAGCGGCUGCACUCUGCAGAAGCCCUUUACGAAGAUGACCCCAAAAUUGCUUUCCUGAUGCAGCUACAAGACAUCCAGUACCUGGUAGAGAACAUCUGGGCUUCCCAGUCAGUGCUCAGCGCCUGGAAUGAUCUCAAUGAUCUGGUCCUGGUCAGGUGGGAUCGGUCUUUGGAAUGGUCCCCCUGGAACUGCAUUCUUCUUACCAAAGACGAAGGUGUUGCUCAUCUCAAGCUAACAAGUAUUGAGGAGGGAUAUGAACCCUUGUUUAUUCACAAGAUCAAACACAAACAUAUCCUGGCUAAGAACUACUUUUCUCACAUUCCAGUGCUGGCUUCAUUUAUACUUGAUGAUGGUGAAAUAGAUGAGAUCAGAAAAAAAUAUCACUCAGAAACAACUCCUAAGAUUAUAGUGGCCCAGAGGCCCAGUCCCUAG
Molecule: messenger RNA, 2571 nt
Organism: Nyctereutes procyonoides (raccoon dog)
Lineage: Eukaryota; Metazoa; Chordata; Mammalia; Carnivora; Canidae
Gene: IQUB
Product: IQ motif and ubiquitin domain containing
Exons: 13
Coding region: 154-2571 (805 amino acids)
Biological process (GO): cilium assembly
Cellular component (GO): motile cilium; acrosomal vesicle
Molecular function (GO): protein binding
Source: RefSeq, a predicted model, not a curated record